Molecule: messenger RNA, 2242 nt
Organism: Trichobilharzia regenti
Lineage: Eukaryota; Metazoa; Platyhelminthes; Trematoda; Strigeidida; Schistosomatidae
Source: the annotation of a GenBank genome assembly
GGCAAAUACUCCAGAAGGAAGAACAACUUUGAAUACACCGACUCCAUAUGAUUGCGGUGUAGUCUAUGCAAGUCCAAGAGAUUAACAGUCAGAAGAUACCAAGUAGCAAUGGCUAUGCCGAAGGGUGGUUCUACUUAGAAAUUAUUAUGUAUUCACAGCUAUAGAAGAUCUUGAUGUUUUAUUUGAUGUGUAAUGAUCUAGUCUCACAUAAGCCAGCCGACUGUGAAACUAGGUCUCUGAUUAAAAAUUAAUGUUUUCUUUUAAGACAUGUGUAUAGGAGGUGUUCAUCACUGUGCAUUUUCGCCAGCAAUAAAUUCACUCAUGCUGCAAACUAUGUGAUAACAGUUUAAUAUUUCAUUUUGGUUAUCUUAUAAUAAUUUUUUGUCGUAGUCAAAACUUCACAUCACUAAUUUCACUCCCGUAUAGUAAAGAUCUUAUUGUUUAUAAUGUGUCUUACUGUCAGUGCUAACUUUUGGUAGCGUGGAGUAUUGUUUCCACAGCUCUGCAAGAAGGCCGACAUGAACUUGUAGUCUCUGGAAAGGAAUUUUGUCAACUGAUUGAAAAAUCUGGAUUAGAUCAAAGAAUUUAUAAUUUGAAAAGGCUAAAUUUCCUGGAAAUUUCACAUACUUGUCUGGAGUCUUUGUCUGAAGAUAUAUCGAAACUGUCCAGCUUGGCUCAAUUAUGCCUUACAACAAAUAUGUUGAAAUCUGUGCCUGUCGGUCUAGGCUGUCUUCACUCGCUGCGUUCUUUAGAUUUAUCUUUUAAUAAACUUACAAAGAUUCCUGAUAUUUUUGAUAAAUUGUCUAGUUUAUCGUGUCUUAUUUUAUCUGGUAAUGAAAUACAAAGUCUACCGUCUGUUAAAGGGUUGACUUCGCUGCAUGAGUUCUUAGCUUCGAAGAAUAAGCUGAAUUUACUGCCGGAUGGAAUAGAAUCGCUUACCAGUCUGACAGUCUUGGAUGUUUCCUACAAUCAGAUUGCCACUUUGCCUAAAGAUAUUUGUAAUCUAAGCAGUUUGAAGAAUGCCAACUUUUCAGAGAAUUCGUUAACUGAUUUCCCGUCAAACAUCCAUCGGUGUCGUAAAUUAAAUAUGUUGAAAAUUCAUGGUAAUCCGUUUAAAGAUAAUCGUUUGAAGAGAUUAUCUGUUGACGAUCAUUCACCAACUGCUCUAUUGGCGUAUCUACGUCGGUUGGAUGAAAGUGGUGGCGGGGGAGGAGGAAAAGCAAAGAAGGCUAAUGACAAACACCCACCACCAGCAGCAGCAGCAUCUAAAGUAUCCAAUGGAAGCGAUAGUACAGAUGUUCCCAGUCCCCAGUCAGAAGAACCUGCGGAAACUUUAGUCGCACAUAUUGUUAUUCAACGUCCAGCUGAAGAAGAACAAUAUCAAAUCAAUCAAAUGCACUCAGUCAAGUCUGGCCCUCGUCCAUUCAUUGUCGCUUGUAGUAUACAUGGUGUCAACUUCGCCUCUGAGGGUAAAUUAAAAGCAUUUUUACGUGCUCAAGAAGACUGGCAUCGUGAUAUCGGUCAAAUGCGUCGUCAAGCCACUUUAGCUACUCAUGAUUUAAGAGAAGUUGUCUUUCCAUUGACAUACAGCCUAGAAGAAGCCCAAUCAUUUGAGAUUCAUCCGUUAAAUCGAGCUAGUGUAUGCACAGGAGAAGCAUUUCUUAAACAAUUAGUUCAUGAAGCCCAGAUGGAUAGAAAAUCUCGUAAACAGGCAAAAUUCAGUCAAAUCUACCGCUACUUAAAUGUAUUGAAUAUUGAAGGUGCAAUGGCAGCAAAUAUAUUUAGCAAAGUCAUGGUUCCUGUUGUAGUAGACAAAAAGCUGACAGUUAUCUCUGUUCCCCCACUGACUAAUAGUCAUAGUACACGUUUGAAGGUUGAUACACGUGACAUCUUGAUUGAAGUUACCGGUAUUAAUCUGCCUUUAUGCCAAAAAUUCGCUGAGUUGGUCAUUGCUUGGUUACUAGAAAAUACUUGCUGCCAGACAGCAGCAGUACAGGCCACCGGUGGUGCCGCUGGCAGUGGUGGUGAUAAGACUGCUGACAACGCAACAUCACAACAAUCUCAACUGGUCAACGAAGUGAACUCCAAGUUAACUGUAAACAACACUGGUGUCGUCGUCCCUACAAAUUCCUUGGUUGUCCGUCCUAUUCGUGUUGUCGGCAUCGAUGCUGACUCAAAUCUGAGUUUCUUAUUCCCAUCUCGAACUGAUUUGACUGAUGCAAAGUUCCAUACUAUUCGUUAG